CUACUUGUCAUCAGCUCCACGCGCCUCAGCAACGGGCACUUUCGCAACAUCAAGGGGGUCUUCCGGGGCCCCCUGAGCAAGAGCGGGAACCGGACCCUGGAUUAUGCGGAGAAGGAGAACACCAUCGCCAAAGCGCUGGGGGACCUGAAGGCCAAUUUCUACUGUGAGCUCUGCGACAAGCAGUACCACAAGCACCAGGAGUUCGACAAUCACAUUAAUUCCUACGACCACGCGCACAAGCAGAGGCUCAAAGAACUGAAGCAAAGGGAAUUCGCUCGAAACGUAGCCUCUAAGUCCAGGAAAGAUGAAAGGAAGCAGGCAAAGGCCCUCCAGCGCCUCCACCGGCUGGCCGAGCUGAGGAAGGAAGCCGCACGUGCUCCCGGAAGCGGCCCCAUGUUCAAGUCCACGACGGUGAUGGUGGGAGACACUCGUAAUGGCCUGCCCCAGGGAGCUGUUGUGGAUUCACUUCACAGCCAGGAGGAUGUCAAGUGUCCUUUGGGUCCCAGUGAAGAGCCUGCGAAAGAGGUGAGCGCUGUGGCUGCAGACCCAGGGAGUGCACGUCAUUCUGCAAAGACGCAUCAGCUCGGGGAGCGCGCCCAGGGCGUUCACGGACACAGGACUGGCUUCUCUUUCGCGUUUCCCAAGAAAGCGUCCCUGAGGCUGGAGUCCUCGGCCGCAGCCUUCGCUGAGAGCAGCGACGAUGCCUCCCUGGACCGAGGGCUGGGUAGGCGAAGUCGGUUUGUCCCCGGUCCUUGUCCUCUGCAGCUGCCUUCACCGACAGACGUGCUCUUGAGCCCCGAGGAGAAGGCUCCCUUUCUUCCUCCACCCGAGGGCACGUGCCAUUGCACAGAAAAGGCUCCAAAGCAAGAGAUGACAGAAGUUGCUUGUGAAAAAGAUACAUUUUUAUUACCUUCCUCUUGCCAGUUUCAACUCCCUUUGUCUUCAGAUGCAGGCCAUUGCCAAAAUUCGGUGGCAUCCGCAGAUCCAGCACCCACGGAAGAUGUUGCUAUGAAUGAAGACAUAUCUGAGGGUCUUGCCGAUUCCGAGUCGUCAGGAAGUAGGGGCGCAGCUCUAGAUUGGGUUGCCGACCUCAUGGCUUUGCCAGCGGCCCCAGCGGAAAGUGCGAAGGACAAUGCAGCACCCGCCAUCGAAGCUGAAACUGAACCCCGUGGUCCUGAGAGGCUGGCGCCUUCCCUUUCUGAAGAGGGCACUGUCACUUCACGUAAAACGCCAGAUUUCUCCAAAAGGCCCUGUGAGCCCUUUGUUCCUGUGCUCAACAAAGACGGGUCCACCAUUCUUCAGUGGCCGUCGGAAAUGCUAGUUUACACAACUGCUCAGCCACCCGUUUCCUACAGCUGCAACCCUCUCUGUUUUGACUUUAAGUCCACUAAAGUGCACAACCACCUAGAGAAAAACAAGCCGCCCUUCAGUGGCCUGUGUUCCCAGCAGAAGGAAGACGUUUGCAAGAGGCCGGCUUGGGAUUGCAAGGGCAGCGCUGCCACAGGCCCCACAGGUUAUGACGGUGGAGAAAGCAGAAACGAAUCCGCCCCAGUCACUCCUCUUCUGGCUGAAGAUGCUCUCUCCAAUGGUUGUGAUUCUGGAGGAAAUGAGAAUAUAGAUCAGAGGUAUAAACAUAGUUCCUGUAGGAGCAGAAAAACAAAAAGAUACCAUUUUAUUCAAAAACAAACAAAACAGAAUACUCAUGAGAAAUGCCACAAAACAAGGUUGAAAGAUACGCAUGAACACGGGUUCCAUAAAAGUAGAAGAAAGAAAAAACGAAGGAAGUUAUGUCACCACCAUCGUGGGGAGAAAGCCAAAGAAUCAACUCCCUUCAGAACGGAGACAGGAAAUAGCUGCACCGACACAGCGAGGGAAAACCCGCUGGAAGCGAUUUCAGAAAAGCGGGAUUCAGCUGAAGAGCCACUGUUAGACGCGCAUCAACCGCCUGAUAAAGAGCCCACAUCAGCGUUUCUGUUCUUACGUGAAAAUAAAGAAACGUGGAAAACGUGGAACGCCGAAUACAAUCAUAAUGACGACAUCAGUUCUAAAAAUCACUGGACAAAGAACUCAACUGUUUUAAAUGGACAGUCCAGUCCCACAAUGAUGCAUCCUGGGAAAUGUAGUUUAACACCCUCCAGAACUUCCUGCAGUUGCAAAGCCACGGUGCCCAGCUGUGGUCAGGACCACGGAUGCGUCUUUCUUCCAAAGGCCACCAGAGGUGUGCCCCCGAAUCAGGCCGUCAAGCGAGGCUAUAAUUCUCUCAUCAGUGAAGCCGAAAGAUGUUAUCGAAAACGAAGACCACAUUCAUCUUCUCCCUCUUCGGAUGAAAGUCUAAACGCACAGCAUGCUUUACCGGGAGAAUUUGGGGCGCCACCCCGAGCUCCCGUGCCCUUCACGCCUAGAAGGAGACGGAGGAGGAAAAGAGGCCGGUUCCGCCCCAGACAUGGAGCCCUGGAGCUCAGGGAGCGAGCAGACCACCCCGGGAAGGCGGCUUCUCCCGUAGGACAGCCAGGCGGGUUGAUAAGCGCAGACACAAAAGAGGAACUAAACCCACAAGACAUGGCAAAUGUCGACCGGAGCUCAGAGCAAACAGACCCCGUAACACACAAGCUGACCUCACGCCCCAGCAGCCCCCUUCCUUCAGGAAGCGAUGGGGGAGCUGAGCGUGUGGUCGCCGAGGCCCCCUCUGGCUCGAGGCCCGAGGUGUCCGAUGAGCCCACCUCUGUCCCUGCAGCUGGCACCCCCGCAGAGGAAGACGUGGCCGGCGCCUGGCUGGGGCGCCAGGAGGGAAGCCAGACUGUGCAGAUCAGGGAAAAGCAGGUGCCUCCUGCGGAGAAGACCUGCCAGCAGCCCCCGCCCAAGGCGCUCCUUUGCCACCAGGAGCUGGAGCUGGCCCAGGCCCUCCCCCAGGGGAAGAUGGCCACGGCCGAGGCCUCCCCCGAGUGGCUGUGUCUGCCUUCAGGAAUUCUUCACGCUCACCCACCGCUGCCCUUCAAAGAAGCACAGGUCAGUGGCCACGCCUUGGUCACCACGGAGCAAAUCCUGGCUCCGCUGGCUCUGCCCGAGCAGGCGUUGCUGAUCCCCAUAGAAACCCCUGACAAAUUCAGAGCCCUCCCCAGCGAGGUCUACCAGCACCUCCUCCAGCCGGGCCUGCUGGCCCACAAGGUCAAGCUCGCCUUCCCCGCAACGGCCCUGGCCCCGCCCAGCGCGCCUCUGCAACCUCUGCCCCUGCAGCCGCCCCUAAGCUCUACCUCGGUCACCACCAUCCACCACACCGUCCUGCACCAUCAGACGGGCACCUUGAAGAUGCUUCAGCCGCACCAAGGGUUCCUGUCCCAGGUCCCGUCCCUCACCAGGACAUCCUUACCUCAAACUGCCAUCUCACGAGGACACCUGGGCACCAGGCUCUGUCCCGGGAACCCGCCCACGUUAGUCACACCUCCCCCGAUGCCCAUCAUUCCAGCCUCGGUCCUUCCUCCCAGCCCCUUGGCCUUCCCCCCUCUGCCCCAGGCCCUCUUCCCCUCCCUGCUCGCCCCCCACCCUGCCGUCAUCCCGCUCCAGCCCCUCUUCUAGUCACACCGUCAAAGGGAAAGAAAUCAGUGAAAACGGUGGCUGUGUGCGUGGGUGCUCAUCCAAGGGGGUCGCUGCCCGUUGAAUGGUGGGGAGAAGCCAGCCAAACCAUGCCUCGCGGAUAGGAAAGCCCUUACUCCAAGUCCAAGGAUGCAAAUGAGUUCUUAGUUUCCGACAUAGAAUAUCAUCAAGGCACUGAAUCGUUUCAAAUCAAUACAAUAUAUGCUGUAUAUUAAGUCGAUGUCUUAAGAGUAUGUAUAAUGUACAUAAAAUAUAUUUAUAGGGCUGUAAUGUAUGUUGUAAAGUAUGCUCUUUGGUUUUUGUUUAUUUUUUUAAUCUUUGUGUAUUUGCACCUAUUUAAUGUUUAGACAAAGCUGAUGGCACUAUGUUUUGUACCAUGUUCUCUGAAACUGGAAAUUCAGUGAAAAAUAUAUCUUGCAAUAAAUUUUUGUUAAAUAUUUAAGCAAAACAAACUUCUGUUUUUAGUUGGUUUUACUGUUUAGGGAAUGUACAGUAACAGUCGGCUUCAGACUUACACCAUGUCUUCUAUCCGUAGACAUUUCUGACCCUCACCGUUCUGCAAAGUGUCUCCAGAGUUCGAUCAGCACUUCACCUUCGACACGCUCUUUCAGAAUAAAUUUAGUGGGUCCAUCUGCUUUUCUGUUUGUUCUAAUGCUGUGAUACUCAGAGUUUUCUAAAUGUCCUGAACAACUGGCUCUCUAGACAAUAAACACGGAAAUUCAUGUGAAAAUCAUGUUGUAUUUGGAGAUAGAAUAACUCAACCUAUGCAAAGUACAUAGUAUUCUUCCUGGAACUGUACAACUAGUAGACAAAUAGUAAGUUCUUAUAACAUUUUUGUAUGUUAAAAUUUUCAGAUUCAUCCUAUUUAUUUUCCACCAUUGCAGGAAAUAUACAUAUAUAAGGAUUUUAGUAUGGCUUAAGGAAUAGAUUUAAUUCAGAAGUCACUCUCCAUUCUGUGACAUCUUGGGAAGAAUGACCUUGACACAGUCUGUCUAGAGUCUAGACUCUAGACCCUUCAUUGAGGACGUGGAGGCGGGAAGGAGCAUAAAUAAACAGUGUUUCCUUCCGCGAGGCUUGCUGGUGGUCAUGUGUGUCCUCUCUCCAAAUCGCUGGAACAAUCGCAGAGUCCUCACAACGCCCUUCCAGGUCCGCUGUGUUUCCGUGACCCCCGCAUUUGGGUUCACUAAGUGCUUCUGUGCGUCCCGAGGACUAUGGUUACUUAAUAGGAAACACCACCCUUUUGCCCAGAGAGUUUGUCCAUGUGCACCUGCCUGGUCCUUGCCCCCAGUGAGACAGCAUCUGCCUGCCUGGUAGAGUGGGUUCGCCUCCCCCAUGAGUGUAACCUCACAGUUUUUUUCUCUCUAAAGUUUGCUGUUUCUUGCUGUUUCAUUGUUAUUCGAUCAAAUAGGUUGAAUUUGCAUUCCCCAAUGCCUUCCCCUCCCCUCCGCCCACUGCAUUGUAGGCCGCAUCUCUCAUUCUUGUUUCUACUUCUUUUCCCACUCUGCUGGCUGCCCGCUGAGCCACUGUUGGGAGGGAAGGUUGCCACGGAGGAUGCUGUCCAAUAAACCGUUCACUUCCUCUCACAGAUGAUGACAGACGAAGGCUUAGGCUCACUUCUACCAUCCGCUGAGGCUCAAGGUCUCGCUUAGAGACGCAGUAACAGCUCCUCCAUGGUGUGGGGUGUUGAGCAGGAUGGAAUCUCGCCCACACCUGCCCACCCGUGGUUGUGUCCCGUGCCCACCUGGCUGCCUCGUAAGAGGGCCCAAGUCUCCUGCACACGCAGCCGUCACUGCUCACAGCCCAACGC
Messenger RNA from Myotis davidii, 5398 nucleotides. It is a transcript of the gene ZNF804A, whose product is annotated as zinc finger protein 804A. The annotation marks the transcript as partial. The record is from RefSeq and is a predicted model, not a curated record. Gene Ontology annotation, cellular component: nucleus. The transcript has 4 exons. NCBI's taxonomy places the organism in Eukaryota, Metazoa, Chordata, Mammalia, Chiroptera, Vespertilionidae.